GUUUGCGGAGUGACAUUAUCAAUAGUCUGUUUACAUAACACACUUUUGAUAGUUUGUUUUUUCCGAUAACUGACCGGUAAAUGCGGCAAAUAUCUUUUCUCAAAUUAUUUUCAAACUUAGUUAUAGUAACGAGAAUGGCUAGUACUGAUGCGAAACUGGUUCUAAAAGAAAUCGAAGGUGAUUUGUUUUCGGCUCCGAAAUCAACUUCUCUUGCACAUUGUGUUGGUGGUGAUAUGGGGAUGGGUGGCGGAAUCGCUGUGGUAUUCAAGAAAGUUUUCGGAAGGGUUGAUGAACUGUUGGCUCAAAAUAUUGGUACCGGAGGAGUGGCUGUUCUGAAAGACAAUGAUCGGUAUAUCUACUAUUUGGUGACAAAGGAUUAUAGCUACCAAAAGCCCACUUAUGAGAGUCUUCGGGCUUCGCUGGACUCUAUGAGGAAGCAUAUGGUAGCCAAUAAAGUGAAUAACUUGGCCAUUCCACGCAUAGGAUGUGGAAUUGACGGUUUGGAAUGGGAUAAGGUGAAGCACGAGCUGGAGACUGUGUUCGGUCCUGAAGAAAUCAAUAUUACCGUCUACAAUUUUGUUCCCAAAUGAAGUGACUGAUAUGGAUUCAAUCCCCACAAUACUGCCCUUGGUCAUCUAUGGAUAUCGUUAUUUGAAGUUUUGUUACUAUUAAUUUUACGAAAAAACGUUAAAAUACUCCAAACUGAAUCUUAUACGACGGUUUGCUUUUGAAUGUGAUGCAAUUUGUAAAUUUUCAUUAAAGUUUUGUAAACCCACA
Molecule: messenger RNA, 777 nt
Organism: Hermetia illucens (black soldier fly)
Lineage: Eukaryota; Metazoa; Arthropoda; Insecta; Diptera; Stratiomyidae
Product: ADP-ribose glycohydrolase OARD1-like
Exons: 2
Coding region: 81-590 (169 amino acids)
Biological process (GO): peptidyl-glutamate ADP-deribosylation
Source: RefSeq, a predicted model, not a curated record